GAUGAAGAGGACAAUGAUGUUGAACACCCUCUCUCUGAGCUGAAACAAUUGUCAGACUCUGGAUAUAAGAAAUGUUCUACAAAGAAGAAAAAUGUGGAGUCAUGUAGAAAAGGCCACACAGGAGUGAAGCUUAGCUGCAAAGACUGUGGUAAAACAUUUAUUAAAAAAUACGCUUUAAACAGACACAUGAGAAUCCACACAGGAGAGAAGCCUUUCUGUUGUGUUCUGUGUGGACAAAGCUUUAUUGAAAGAGGAAAUUUCAACAGACACAUGAUCAUCCAUACAGGAAAGAAGCCUUUCUGUUGUGAUCUAUGUGAACAAAGAUUUAGCCAAAAAUCAGCUUUAAACAGACACAUGAGAAUUCAUACAGGACAGAAGCCUUUCUGUUGUGACCUAUGUGGACAUAGAUUUAGCGAGAAAGAAACUUUAGACAAACACAAGAGAAUCCAUACAGGACAGAAGCCUUUCUGUUGUGAUCUAUGUGGAAAAAGAUUUAGUCACAAAACAGCUUUAAACACACACAUGAGAAUCCAUACAGGAGAGAAGCCUUUCUGUUGUAAUGUAUGUGGACAAAGAUUUAGUCAAAAAGGAAAUUUGAACAAACACACAAGAAUCCAUACAGGCGAGAAGCCUUUUUGUUGUGUUCUGUGUGGACAAAGCUUUAUUCAAAAAGGAACUUUAAACGAGCACAUGACAAUCCAUUCAGGACAGAAGCCUUUUUGUUGUGAUCUAUGUGGGCAAAGAUUUAAUCAAAAAAGAAAUUUAAACGUACAUAUGAGAAUCCAUACAGGAGAGAAGCCUUUUUGUUGUGAUCUAUGUGGACAAAGCUUUAGUCACAAAUCAGCUUUAAACACACACAUGAGAAUCCAUACAGGAGAGAAGCCUUUCUGUUGUAAUGUAUGUGGGAAAAAGUUUAGCCAUACGGGACCUUUAAACAUACAUAUGAUAAUCCAUACAAGACAGAAGCCUUUCUGUUGUGACCUAUGUGACAAAACCUUUAGUCAUAGUUCAAAUUUAAACAGACACAUGAUAAUCCAUACUGGAGAGAAGCCUUUCUUUUGUGAUCAAUGUGGACAAAGAUUUGGCCUAAAAUCAAAUUUUAAAAUACACAUGAGAAAACAUACUAAGCAAGACAAGGCAAGUUUGUUUUUAUAGCACAUUUCAGUACAAGGACAACGCAAGUGCUUUACGUGAUGAAAAGGAAAAUAAAAACAAACAAGCAGUUAAAAUUAAACAGAAAAAUGGAAACGAGCAAAUAUAAAGGAUUUUAUAAACAAUUGGACUACAAAUUUAAACAAAUUAUGUUUCAGUUAACAGUUCAACUAGAACAGUCAAAGACUAACAAGUAUUUUAAAGUCUAUUUCCUGAGAUACAGGGAGUUGGUGUAAGGACUUUAGGACCAGGUCCAUGUCCUCUACUUUCUUAGUAUUAGUGAAGACGUGAGCAGCUGUGUUCUGGAUCAAUUGCAGAUUUCGGAUCGACUUUUUUGGUGGACUUCCGUUUCAGUUUUUGACUAAAAUUAAAUCUGUGGGUUAUUUUUUUGCAUAGCUUGCUGAGACAUCAGUCCUUCAAUCCUGGAAAUGUUCUUCAGGUGAUAGAAGGUAAACUUUGUAAUCGCAUUUAGAAGCCUUUGAAGGUUCAUGCCUGAGUCCAUUAGUGCAACGGCCCCCAAACUGGGGUCCUUGAAACUAUGUUGUCGGGCCUGUGGAAGCACUGCCGAACAUGCGUCGUGGUUGAGCUAAGUAUCAUAAUGGACAAAUAUUUAAGGUUGCCCACCAUGUAAGGUCAAAGCCAGAUCAGCUAAAAUUAGGAAGUAUGACAACAGUUACGAGUUUGGCUAUAUGGACAAUGGGGGUGGGAGACCAAAAUGUGUUUGUGUUCAACUGCUAGCAAACAAGCUUUUUAUGUGGUGGCAUAGCGCAUCACAAACAGUAAGAAGAUACACUUAAUAGGAAAGGACCUUGUCCUUCCUGCCCCGGUGGACAUGUCUGAGGUUCUACUUGGCACAGAUGCAGCUAACAAGUUAAAAACUGUCCAGCUUUCAGGUGACGUGGUGAAGAGAAGAAUUAAAGAACUGUUGGCUGAUAUUGAGGAACAGUUUUUGAAUGGACUGUGUUCAUGUGAAAUUAGUUUUUCAUCCAUGCCUCCAAGAAUAAACUCUGUGGGGGGAGACAGGCUCAUCCUUCUCACUAAUUGUCAAGAGGUUAUUGAUGAAUGGCUUGACUGUGUGUUACAAAGCCUGAAGCAGAUAUUCAUAAGAAUGUUUUUUUUUUUUGGUUUUCUGCCAUUAGUUUGAAUAAUGUUAAUUGUGCUAACAUGUAACCAAUGAAUGUAGUUUAUUCUGAUAAAUGGACCAAAUAGG
This is a messenger RNA of Fundulus heteroclitus (mummichog), 2362 nucleotides long. RefSeq names its product gastrula zinc finger protein XlCGF7.1-like. NCBI's taxonomy places the organism in Eukaryota, Metazoa, Chordata, Actinopteri, Cyprinodontiformes, Fundulidae. Gene Ontology annotation, biological process: negative regulation of transcription by RNA polymerase II; regulation of immune system process; regulation of cytokine production. The transcript has a single exon. The coding region runs from base 187 to 1155 and encodes 322 amino acids. The record is from RefSeq and is a predicted model, not a curated record.